AAAGCAUAAUUUCAUAUUACUUUUCAAGAGGAUAUACGUAUGAAGUCAUCACUGAAUUUUUAGCUAAGUUUUAUGGCAUUACGAUGUAUGUACGAACAUUGAAAAAUAGGUUGAAGCAAUUGAACUUAAGGAGAAGAUUGCCAUCUAUUGAUAUGGACGUUGUCCGGGAACAAAUCAUAAAUGAGCUUAGUGGCCCAGGCUGCCAAGGUGGAUAUAGAAGUAUGUGGCAUAUCCUACGACUAAAAAAUAUUCAAGUUCCUAGACAUGUUGUAGCUGACCUUAUGAGGGAAAUGGAUUCAGAAGGAUGUGAGCAGAGAAGGGCAAAAAGCCUUAAAAGAAGAAGUUACUUCUCAUCUGGUCCAAACUACACAUGGCACGUCCACGGAUACGACAAAUUAAAACCUUAUGGAUUUCCAAUACAUGGGUGUAUCGAUGGCUGAAGUCGAAAAAUAAUUUGGCUAACAGUCACAAAGUCAAACAACCAUCCAGAAAUUAUUGCCAAUUUUUAUUUGAACUGCGUGGCAGAGCUAGGAGGCUGUCCAGUGGAACUGAGGACUGACUGUGGAACAUAAAAUGGCGUGAUGGCAGCGAUGCAAUGUACAUUUCAAAAAGAUGCAGAAGCGCACAAGCAUGGGUCAUCUCCGUCGAACCAAAGGAUUGAGGGCUGGUGGACGUUUAACAGAAGAAACAGGUCUGGUUGGUGGAUUAACUUCUUUAAAAGCCUUAUGGAACAGGAAAUCAUUAACCCUGGAGAUGAGAUUCAAAUGGCAUGCCUCUGGUUCUGUUUUGCUCAGUUACUUCACGAUGACCUAGACAAAGUUAAAGAACACUGGAACACACAUUUAAUAAGGGGCUCUAGGCAUGACACUAUCAGUGGGAGACCAGAUGAACUAUUCUUUCUCCCAGAGCUUCAUCGAGGAGUAGAUGGUCUACUUCACCCGAUGUUGGAUGAUGAGAUCCAAUCUAUGAGGGAGAACCUGACCUAUGAAGAGGAGGAGAGCAUCUACCAAGGGUACUUUGAAUAUGUACUGGAAAACACCGAGUUGCAGCUGCCC
Orbicella faveolata is the source of this 1055-nucleotide messenger RNA. RefSeq lists its product as uncharacterized. The record is from RefSeq and is a predicted model, not a curated record. NCBI's taxonomy places the organism in Eukaryota, Metazoa, Cnidaria, Anthozoa, Scleractinia, Merulinidae.